This is a messenger RNA of Antechinus flavipes (yellow-footed antechinus), 1681 nucleotides long. It is a transcript of the gene RPUSD3, whose product is annotated as RNA pseudouridine synthase D3. The record is from RefSeq and is a predicted model, not a curated record. The transcript has 9 exons. Gene Ontology annotation, molecular function: RNA binding; pseudouridine synthase activity. Lineage: Eukaryota; Metazoa; Chordata; Mammalia; Dasyuromorphia; Dasyuridae. Bases 27 to 1067 code for a protein of 346 amino acids. Gene Ontology annotation, biological process: pseudouridine synthesis.
CGUGCUGCUUUCUAGUUCCUGUCAAGAUGUGGGGUCGCGUCUCAUGUCGGUGUCGGUUGUUGUGUGGGGGGACGUGGCCGGGAACAGGGGUCAGGGCACAGUCCGAGACCCAAAAGAGUGAAACAUGGUACCAGAUGUACCUUAAGGGGGCCAAGAAGAAAGGAGACCUUCAUAACCAGCUCUUUCCUGGAAUGCUAAAACCAGAGACACUAAGUCAUGAGGAGUUGGCUGAAAGGAUGAAGACAGCUGUGCUAUACCAUCAUGGACCUCUGGUGGCUUUGAACAAACCACAAGGAUUAGCAGUAACAGGAAAACCAGGAGAACUUACAUUGCUCUCAGUACUUCCAGAAGUAGGCCAGUACCUAGGGUUCAGACAGGAGCUCCAGAUUGUCAGAGCUCCAGGAAAGGAGAGCUCAGGGCUCGUUCUCCUCUCCAGCUCUCCCCAGUUAACCAAAACCUUCCAGAAUUUCUUCAUACAUUCUCGAAGAUCUCAGAAACCCACAGUGACCUACUGGGCUAUAACUGUUGGGGUCCCAGCUACUACCAAAGGUGAGAUUCAAGUUGCCCUGAAGCUGGAUCAUGUUAGAGGAAUGGACCCGGUUGUUCCAGUGAAGGCCCCAUCUCGACAGGCCUUAAGAGAGGGUGUCAAGAAAACCCUGACCCACUUUUUUGUGGAAGAUUCCACAUCUGAUUGUGCUCUGAUAAAGCUCCAGCCGCUUACAGCAUUUCCUAGCCAGCUCCUGGUGCAUAUGGUGCUUCAGCUGUGUCCUGUGCUUGGGGAUCACGUGUAUUCUGGCCGAGUUGGCAGUGUCCUAGAUGAAAGCUUCCUAUUGCCAUUGGAGGCUGUAAUUCCUCAGACACAGGUCCUGAAUGAGCAGCUCCUCCAUCGUCUCCAAAUAACUUCAAAUGAAGUGGCCCUUCUACCCCUCCAUCUCCACCUGCAUGAAAUACUUCUUCCCCAAACCUCUGUGGCCCCUACAGUACUCAUAGCUCCCUUGCCUCCUUUUUUUUCACAAACCAUGUGGAACUUAGGGCUCCAAAUGUCAGGGAAACCAAGGAAUAAUUAGCAGACAACAAUCAAGAUGGCACUCAGUUCAUAAAGUGAAAAAAGUAGGUAAGAGCCUAGUGGGGAGGGUUGAGGAAGAUAGUCUGCUUUCUUGUCUGGAAGCACAUGUCCAAUUCUUCUACCAUCCUGGCCUUUUUUUUUUUUGGAAAAAAAAAAAAAGAUAAGCUGGGAAGAUUCUUUCCCUGGAAACUGAGUCCCUGAUGAAGUUAAGGUAAUCUAGCUUCCAACUGAGUAGUAGUUAAUUUUUGGCAUAUUCAAAAACUGAUGAUUCCAUUUGAUAACACUCUUAUUCUAGAGGAAGGUGACUCCUCUCUCUUAUAUUCUCUGAAGUAAGGGCCUGUCUCAGGAAAUUUUCCCGAUUUUCAGCUUGUAUUUCUCCUUGCCCAUUACAAGUGAUCCCUAUAUAUCAUUUCUGUCUCUCCUCUAUUAUACAGUACCUACUCCCUCCAAACUGCCUUCUACUUCCUGGAUUUGACACCUCCCACAGAAGUUUAUCAUGACUUCUGAGGAGCCUUUCCCCCACCCCUUACUCAUACAUUUUUCAGUCAGCCAAGCCUGGUAGUGUGUCCAACCCCUGCCCUAAUUGCUCCAACAGUAAACAUAACAAAAACAGAA